Parnassius apollo (apollo) is the source of this 306-nucleotide messenger RNA. Lineage: Eukaryota; Metazoa; Arthropoda; Insecta; Lepidoptera; Papilionidae. The record is from the annotation of a GenBank genome assembly.
AUGUCAAAACAAUUGUACAAUAACACAAGCCAAGUUGUUUAUGACUGGUUUCAUAAAACAGCGGAUCAAGUAAUGCGGGAGGCAGGAAAAGAGGAAGCACGACACGCAAAAGAAACUGGAAGCGUUGACAGCGAUGGAAAUCCCAUGAUAACGGUAAUUGCGCUGGUCAAAAAUUAUGCUGCUUUUUCUGGUGCAGCAGCAAUUAUUGGUGCCUAUACUGGAAAACUGUUAUACUUAGGAACCAAAAAUAAAUACUGUAUGAUAUGUGCUCGUGCAGCUAAUAACAAAAUAUCCCCAAAAAGUUAA